AUGACCGGGAAGCUCCCCACCGUCAUCAGGCCCAGUGCCAGCGAGAUCAAGAACAGCAAGCUCGACGAGAGGAAUGUCGAGAUUGCUGUUCGAAGUCUCCACCAGGAUGGCCUCGUUGUGGUCGAAGAUGUCAUUCCCCACGAGCACAUUAACCAGCUCAAUACCAAGAUGACCGAGGACGCGCUGGCCUUGCAGGCUCGCGGGACGGAUGGACCGUACAACUACAACCUCGGAAACCUGCAGCAGGAUCCGCCUCCGUGGGCGGAAUACUUUUACCCGUCCAUAUUUGCUAACAAAAUCGGCACGCAAAUCACGUCCAGCGUCCUCGGCCCAAGGCCCAAAUGGACUUUCUGCUCAGCCAACUCGGCGAUGCCUCCGCUCUCAGGAUCGUCACAGCAGCCCCAGCGUCAACCGGUCCAUUCGGACGCCGACUUUGCCCACCCGAGCCACCCCUUCGCCCUCGUCGUCAACAUCCCACUUGUCGACAUGACUCCCGAGAACGGUUCCACGGAGCUCUGGCUUGGCACGCACACCACCCACGGCCGGGACACGCAGGAAGGCGCGCACGGAGACCGCGCGAGCGGGCGGAUCCGGCAGCAGGUCAUGGACCAGUGGAAGGCCGACGCCCAGAACCCGUUCCGCGGCGGCGAGUGUCAGCCCCCGGUGAAGAAAGGGAGCAUUGUCAUCCGGGACCUGCGGCUGUGGCACGCGGGCAUGCCGAACCUCAGCUCCACGGGCCAGGUGCGCGUCAUGCUCGCGAUGAUUCACUUUGCCAGCUGGUACCGCAACCCGAUGAGGCUGGAGUUUGCCGAGGACAUCCGGCCCGUGCUCGAGGAGCUGGACGCUCGCGGGGAGCUGGGGCUCGAGGUCCCGGUGGACUGGGUUUCAGUGGACAAGGCCAGGAAGGGCUAUCUUGAUCGAGGGUUUGGGAAUAGCUAUGACUUUGAUCAGGCGGCCCGAUAG
Molecule: messenger RNA, 963 nt
Organism: Microdochium trichocladiopsis
Lineage: Eukaryota; Fungi; Ascomycota; Sordariomycetes; Xylariales; Microdochiaceae
Exons: 2
Coding region: 1-963 (320 amino acids)
Source: RefSeq, a predicted model, not a curated record